This is a messenger RNA of Phytophthora nicotianae INRA-310, 402 nucleotides long. RefSeq lists its product as hypothetical. Bases 1 to 402 code for a protein of 133 amino acids. The transcript has a single exon. Lineage: Eukaryota; Oomycota; Peronosporomycetes; Peronosporales; Peronosporaceae. The record is from RefSeq and is a predicted model, not a curated record.
AUGCGAGCGAACAAGAAGCUGAAGAUCGACGGCAGCUUGACUCCUCUGCUCGUCGCGGUGGAUAAGCUCUUUCGCUAUGCGCCGGUCGCUGUGUGCGCUACCAUUGGUAGCGAUGUUUCAAAUAUGGUAAACGCCUUCUUGCUCCCGAAAACGCUCGCUCGCGCGGUCUGCGACGAGGAGGCCCCGCUUUUGCGGGUGUUUCGCAAAUUCCGCAGCCCGUCUUGCCUGCCAGAUAUGAACUGCGUCUCAACGUACUUUCAUCUCGAGGUCGUGGACUGGUUGUUAGCACACUGUUCGGAAAAGUUCGCCGAAGACGUGACGGACUGGGUUGCCAAAUACGGUCACCUCCACGUGGUCCAACGGCUUCAUGAGGACCGUUACAGAUUUCCUAACAAAAGCUAA